Aspergillus versicolor CBS 583.65 is the source of this 1134-nucleotide messenger RNA. RefSeq lists its product as uncharacterized. Gene Ontology annotation, molecular function: aspartate kinase activity; homoserine dehydrogenase activity; NADP binding. The record is from RefSeq and is a predicted model, not a curated record. Gene Ontology annotation, biological process: aspartate family amino acid biosynthetic process; L-homoserine biosynthetic process. Bases 1 to 1134 code for a protein of 377 amino acids. Lineage: Eukaryota; Fungi; Ascomycota; Eurotiomycetes; Eurotiales; Aspergillaceae. The transcript has 2 exons.
AUGGCACCCCCAAAACACGUCAACAUCGCCAUCCUCGGCACCGGAGGAGUCGGUUCACAUGUCCUCUCCCAACUGUCCUGGAUAUCAACCCACCACCCAAGCACACAUUUCAACCUGAUCUACCUCGCCACAAUUGAUGGCGCACUGUACAACGACAACUACAAACCGAUCGACAUCGAAACAGCUCUCAACCGGCUCCAAACACCAGGAGCAAAACGAAGUCUACUUACUAUCCAAACCCUAGCAACAUACCUCGCCAACGCUCCAUACAGGGCAAUCCUCGCAGACAUCACCAGCUGCGACACAAUCGCCCAGUCCUACCCCCUCUUCCUGGAACGGGGAAUCAGCAUCGUAACGCCGAAUAAGAAAGCCUUUUCAGGGAGUUACGAGCUAUGGAGGGACAUAUUCGACGCGGCAAGAUGUGGAGGGGCGUUGAUCGGGCAUGAAUCUUCCGUUGGGGCGGGGAUGCCGAUUAUCUCCACGAUGAGGGAUUUUGGGAUCACGGGUGAUAGGGUUAUGAGGGUUGAGGGGGUGGUUAGUGGGGCGUUGUCGUUUUUGUUUAAUGAGUUUGCGCCGCUGGCUACAUCUCCCGCAGUAUCUGGAUCUGCUGGAGGUAGUGCCGGUGGGAGGUGGUCGGAGAUUGUGAAGAAGGCGAGAGAGCGUGGGUAUACACAGCCCGAUCCGCGCGAUGAUCUGAAUGGGUUGGAUGUUGCGAGGGAUGUUACUAUCCUUGCUCGAUUGGCGGGGUUGCCUAUUGAGCAGGGUUCGUUCCCAGUGCAGAGUCUGGUUCCUAAAGAGUUGGAGGGCAUCGGUAGCGCAGAAGAGUUCCUGGCUCGGCUGCCGGAGUUUGAUGAGAGGAUGGAUGAGGAGAGGGAGAGGGCUGUGAAUGCUGGCAGGGUAUUACGGCAUGUGGGAAUUGUUGACAUUGUGAACAGGAGGGCAGAGGUCGGUUUGAAAUGGUUUGAGCCUGAUGAUCCCAUUGCAAGACUUCAAGGCAGGGACAACGUUAUCAGAUUCUAUACGAAACGGUAUGGCGAUGAUCCGCUGAUUAUCAGUGGUGCUGGGGCUGGGGGGUCUGUAACGGCGAUGGGAGUUACGGGGGAUAUGCUGCGGAUACUGCAUCAACUUGGAUAG